Molecule: messenger RNA, 1004 nt
Organism: Lingula anatina
Lineage: Eukaryota; Metazoa; Brachiopoda; Lingulata; Lingulida; Lingulidae
Molecular function (GO): catalytic activity
Source: RefSeq, a predicted model, not a curated record
UUAACCAGCAUUAUAUUUUGCUUCCUGUUUUGUUGCAACAGGUGUGAAAUAAUAUUAACAGUAAUAUUAAAAAACUGCGUGUUUGAAUGUGAUCUUUGAACAUAGAUUGCCAAGUCCUGGAUGAUCGUAUUGAGAUUUAUCAUCUAGAGUUGAUAUUACCGAGAUCACUUUUCGGACAACUUUCGGUUUUCCAAACAAAUAUCAGUUGAAAUACCAUGUCCAGAUUUCCAAACCUUUUACGGGACAUUCUCUCAGGUUUAAUACGGCACUGGGAGAUAUGGGAAGAUAGCCACCACCUGGCUUUCCUACACCCAUUUCAAGCCAGCCCUGGGGAAACCGUACUGGUCCCCAAAGCUCUCCCCCAGGGUUGUGUUUUCAAUCUUCCUGAAAAGGAAUAUGUGGAUUUGAUGCUUGCGACAAGAACCAUUUCUCUCAAGCUGGAAAAGUCACUCCUUGUCAUGCGGUGUGCAAUUAUAGCAGAAGUCCUCAAUGAUCAGUACGUCCAUACAAGGGUGUUACCAAUGCACGGAUUGGCUCAGCAAUGGACAUCUAUAGUCUCAGAGGACCUUGAAUACUCAGACAAAUACAAAGGCUACACCAGUACCAAGGAUGGACCGAAGGCCUCGGACGAUACCCUCGAUGCAGUGAAGUCUUCCAUUCUACAGUGCCAACCUCCUUUUGUUGAAGAUUACACUUUUCAUGGCAACCCCAAAGAUGAUAAUCUUUUCAGUCGAAUCAUCAGAGGGGAAGUACAGCAAUGGCGUAUUUGGCAAAGUGAAGACCAUGUGGCUGUUUUGACUCCCUUUCCAAACACUCCGGGCUUUACUGUCCUGUUGCCACGGAAACGGUUAUCAAGCAACAUUCCUGCAAUAGAAGAACAGGACUACGUUUCUUUAAUGUUAGCAGCAAGAAAAGUGGGUCAGUUGCUUCAGAAGGCUUUCAACACUCCCAAUGUUGCCAUGGUGUGUGAGGGGAUGGCAGUAGAUUAUGNCAAAUCAAAAUAA